GUUGUGGUUACAAAUUGCCAAUCAGUUUUUCUCCCAAUUUAUCCAUCCUCUUCCUUCAUUCUGCUCUAAAAAUUCUCUCUCUUACUCUUCCUCCCAUGUGGAAUGACCUGUAACUCUGAAUUAAACUAUUAUUUUUUUGUCUUCAAUUUUUUUUUUAUCCCCCAAUAAUCAUGGAGACAUAAUAAUUUCACUUCCCUUAAUCUUGAUUCUAAAAAAGAUUAAAUCUUUUACAAAAUAAUUAAAAAAAACCCACCGACAAAUCCCCACCAAAACCGAGCUUAAAUACCCAAGAUCUUCAAAAAUUGUUGAUUAAUCAUCAUAACCCAUCUCUUUUUUUUUUUUUUUUUUUUUUCUUUUAGUAGUAAGGUUAAAAGAAAUUAAUAUAAUGUUUUGGUAAAGUUUCUAUCUUUUCUGAAAAAAAGAAAAAAAAAUGGAAGGGGGAAGUUGUAGUAUAGUAUGGUUUAGAAGAGAUUUAAGGGUAGAAGAUAAUCCUGCACUUACAGCAGGAGUAAGAGCAGGGGCUGUUUUUUGUGUUUUCAUAUGGGCACCUGAAGAAGAAGGUCAUUAUUACCCUGGAAGAGUUUCAAGAUGGUGGCUUAAACAUAGUUUAGCUCAGCUUGAUUCUUCUUUAAGAAGUCUUGGUACUUGUCUUAUUACUAAGAGAUCUACUGAUAGUGUUUCCACUCUACUUGAUGUUGUUAAAUCUACUGGUGCUUCCCAGCUCUUCUUCAAUCAUUUAUAUGAUCCUUUGUCGUUGGUUAGAGAUCAUCGUGCAAAGGAAGUCUUAACUGCACAUGGUAUAUUAGUUCGCUCUUUCAAUGCGGAUUUGUUGUAUGAACCUUGGGAAGUUGUUGAUGAGAGAGGCCAGCCAUUUACUACCUUUACAUCUUUCUGGAAUAGAUGCCUUAGCAUGCCUUUUGAUCCCGAGGCUCCACUCCUUCCACCUAAAAGAAUAAUUUCCGGAGAUGUGUCGAAGUGCCCAUCAGACACAUUAGUCUUUGAAGAUGAUACAGAAAAGGGCAGCAAUGCAUUACUUGCUCGAGCCUGGUCGCCUGGCUGGAGCAGUGCUGAUAAGGCUCUUACAACUUUCAUCAACGGAGCAUUAAUUGAAUACUCGAAGAAUCGGAGAAAGGCUGAUAGUGCAACAACCUCCUUCCUUUCGCCUCACUUGCAUUUCGGAGAGGUCAGUGUUCGAAAAGUCUUCCAUUUGGUUCGUAUCAAGCAGGUCUCGUGGGCAAAUGAAGGGAACACUGCUGGUGAUGAAGGUUGCAAUUUAUUCCUCAAAUCUAUUGGUCUGAGAGAAUAUUCAAGGUAUAUGAGCUUCAACCAUCCAUACAGCCACGAGAAACCUUUACUCGGGCACCUAAAAUUUUUCCCUUGGGUGGUGGACGAAAGCUAUUUUAAGGCUUGGAGACAAGGAAGAACAGGUUAUCCUUUGGUUGAUGCUGGCAUGAGAGAGUUAUGGGCUACUGGUUGGCUACAUGAUAGGAUACGGGUUGUUGUCUCGAGCUUCUUUGUGAAGGUUCUUCAACUUCCGUGGAGGUGGGGCAUGAAAUACUUUUGGGAUACCCUUUUGGAUGCAGAUCUUGAAAGCGACGCCCUUGGCUGGCAAUAUAUUUCGGGUACCCUACCUGAUAGCCGUGAGUUUGACAGAAUUGAUAAUCCUCAGUUUGAAGGCUACAAGUUUGAUCCUAACGGAGAAUAUGUAAGGCGAUGGCUUCCUGAACUUGCAAGGCUACCAACCGAAUGGAUCCAUCACCCUUGGAAAGCCCCAGAAUCUGUAUUACACGCUGCAGGGAUAGAGUUAGGAUCAAAUUACCCUCUUCCCAUCGUAGAAAUUGAUGCUGCAAAAGUAAGACUCCAAGAAGCACUUGCUAGCAUGUGGGAGCAGGAAGCAGCGUACAGAGCUGCAAUCGAAAAUGGGACAGAGGAAGGGCUUGGUGAUUCAGCCGAAGAACCCAUCGAAUUUCCUCAAGAUUUACGGAUGGAUAUUGAUCGUGAACCUGUGAGGAAUAGUAAUAACCAAAAUGAUGUGAACCGGCGUCAUCUAGACCAAAUGGUGCCUAGCAUCACCUCGACCUUGUUUAGGGUUGAAGAUUACGAAACUUCUUCAGAAGUUCAGCAGUAUUCGGUGGAAGAUGGGAGAGCAGAAGUCCCUAGAAAUUUUAACGCGGAUCAGGAAAGAGGGACACGAAACGAAGGAGUUAUGCCUACUCGUAGUCCUAGAAGAUAUAACACGAUUCCACCACAGCAGGUAAACCUGAAUGUAGAGGAGUCUACAGCCGAAUCAUCAAGUACAACUGGUGGUAGCCGAAGUAGUGGGGUUGUUCCUGUUUGGUCCCCCUCGAGUUCUACCUUUGCGGAUCAGUAUGUAAAUGAUGAAGCAGUGGGACCCAAUUCCUCGUUCGUGCAGAGGAAUCCACAGUCUCAUGAGCUCGUGAACUGGAGACGACUUUCUCAAACUGGGACAUUGCCGGAAAACAAACAUGGAAAACAGUAAUGGUUAAAGAUUAGGAGAAGCUUAUUAAGUUAAGAUGAUUUUGGGACAGCACCUGAAGAUAGAACAUUGUAUAUCCUGAUACUAAGGACAAGUCGUAUGGGAUCGAGAUCUUGUAUUUCUGCACAUCCCCAUCACCCCAUGUAUUCGCUGAAAGCAGACAUUGUCCUGAUGUCGUGAUAUCUAAAAGCUCGAUGAAUGUUGGCUUGUACGAUAUAGUGUGUAGUUUUGCUGUGUACAGUUGUAGUGCCCGUGCAGGGAAAGAAGAGUUAUCGUAGGAUGUGUAGUGUAGGUCUCGAAUAAAUCCCAGGCUUGCUCGUUAUAUAUAUAUAUAUAUAUA
This is a messenger RNA of Amaranthus tricolor (Joseph's coat), 2837 nucleotides long. RefSeq names its product cryptochrome-1-like. Gene Ontology annotation, biological process: circadian regulation of gene expression; blue light signaling pathway; entrainment of circadian clock by photoperiod. Gene Ontology annotation, molecular function: blue light photoreceptor activity; DNA binding; FAD binding. Lineage: Eukaryota; Viridiplantae; Streptophyta; Magnoliopsida; Caryophyllales; Amaranthaceae. Gene Ontology annotation, cellular component: cytoplasm; nucleus. The record is from RefSeq and is a predicted model, not a curated record. The coding region runs from base 431 to 2500 and encodes 689 amino acids. The transcript has 6 exons.